This is a messenger RNA of Bombus pyrosoma, 2879 nucleotides long. RefSeq names its product putative fatty acyl-CoA reductase CG5065. The transcript is spliced from 7 exons. The coding region runs from base 1127 to 2641 and encodes 504 amino acids. Gene Ontology annotation, cellular component: peroxisome. Lineage: Eukaryota; Metazoa; Arthropoda; Insecta; Hymenoptera; Apidae. Gene Ontology annotation, biological process: long-chain fatty-acyl-CoA metabolic process. Gene Ontology annotation, molecular function: alcohol-forming very long-chain fatty acyl-CoA reductase (NADP+) activity. The record is from RefSeq and is a predicted model, not a curated record.
UAAACUAUCUGACGGUUAGAACGAAAAUUUCGUUACGAAUAUUUUCCAAGAAUUGCACAUUUUGAUCAUCGAAGAGUCAAUCAUAGUUGUGAUAUACUAUAAAAAGUUAUUAAUCUAACGGAGGAGCCUGUGUGUUUCUAACUUCGAUAACGAAAGUAGCGAAAAUAGUCGCGUGUUAAAUAAGUAAUAAUGAAAAGUUCGACGAUUCUUCGAUUACGUUACGGCAUAAAAUAAUAGAAUAAUACACGGUACACGAAAUCAAAAACCAGAUCGAGACGUCUUUGUUGUUCUCAUCGAUAUUCUACGCACGAACAGUAGCAAGCAAGAUUCCAGAGAAAUGCUCGCAACACGUUGCGAAUAUAUAACAAUGUUCGUGAAUUGCUAAUAAUAAUGUGAAGAGCUGUCUGGUCUAUAGCGUGUCUAUGCCGUUUCAUGAAUAAUAAUAGCACGUGCUUUACAUAGCCUUGUUUCGAAAGUGAUACAUCUCGAAAGCAUUAGUUUUUCGAAAAAAAAAAAAAAAAGAAAAUAAAGAACCAUUUCUGAACGUAAUAAACAACAGUACGUUAGUUAGUUAAUUAAUUUAUCAACUGGAAGGCUGAUGUUCGUCAAAUAUCUUACUUGCAUAUCAUGUGCAAGGUUUUUAUAAUAUUUAGCCCAUAACUCGAAAAGACAGUAAUUUCCAUGAAUGUUUGACUUGAAUGGAACUUUCACGGUCAGCGAGUUCGCUAAGAAAUUAUAGCGGCAGUUUAAGAAUUAAAGAAUAAAAGAAAACACACGUUUCUCAUUUUGCAAACUGAAUACGAUGCCGUUUAAAAUAUCCUCGAUUUAAUCCGUGUGCUAAUUUUACCGAUAUUAACAGGUGUAACUUCUUAUUCCCGCAUGAAUAAACGAGAUCGAGCGCUCAUUUUGUCGAAUGAAUUAUGGAUUGGCGAUGAUUCCACGAUUUUUAAAUGUUACAUAUCGAUGUAUGAAAAUCCGAUUGAAAUAGUCAGCAUCAUGAAGAUCAUGGGAAGAAUUUUUUCUUUAAGCGAAUGCACGGGAAAAUUUACAUUUCCAUUAAUUCCAAUUAUUUAAUAAGAUUAAAUAAAAUUUAUAAAUAUUAUCGAAACAUAGCAUUCCCCGAAAUAUGGCAUCAGACGUCGCAUCGGUGUCUGCCUGGUUCCAAGGUCGAAACGUGUUCGUCACAGGUGGUUCUGGAUUUAUGGGAAAAGUCCUAAUUUACAAACUGUUGUUGAGCUGCCAUGACCUUGGAAACAUUUACGUCUUGAUCAGGAAGAAGAAAGAUGUCGAUCCACAAUCACGGUUGAAGCUCAUGAUGCAGGAAAUUCCAUUUAAAAUGAUUGAAGAAAAACAUCCUGAGAAAUUGAAAAAGAUUAUAUUGAUACCAGGUGAUACAACUUGUAAGGAUCUUGCCUUAUCGACUGCCGAUAAGCAGAGAUUAAUGGAUGAAGUCUCUGUUGUCUUCCACAUGGCAGCAAACGUCAAGUUUGACUUAACGCUUAAAGAAGCGGUAACGAUAAAUACUUUAGGUACCAAAAAUGUUACAAAUCUUGUGAAACAGCUGCCUCAUUUAAAAUCCUUCAUUCACGUUUCUACUUCGUACUGUCACUGCAAUGAGCCUGUACUUGAAGAAAAAUAUUACCCGUGCAAUAUGGACCCCGAUGAGAUCAUAGAAAUGGUAAAUACUAGACCAGAUGACUUUCUGGAACUAAUGACACCGACAGUGCUACAAGGAUUACCGAACACCUACUCCUUUAGCAAGGCACUCGCUGAAGAUUUGGUGCAGAAAUCUGGCGUGCCUGCAGGGAUUGCAAGACCUUCGAUAGUGGUUGCAUCAUGGAAAGAACCAAAACCCGGUUGGGUAGAAAACUUGAAUGGACCAACAGGUUUAAUGGUAGCUGCUGGAAAAGGUGUAGUUCGAACGGUGCUUUGUAACUACGAUUACAAAAUGAACAUAAUUCCCUGUGACAUGGCAAUUAAUGCAAUUAUCGUACUAGCAUGGAAAGUAGGGCGAGAAAACGUUAAGAAACCACUAUUUAUGAACGUUACCGAUGAUACUGAAAACUCAAUUUCUUGGGGUUGGGCUGUAGAUACUGGCAAGAAAUAUACCGUAAUGUAUCCCUUUUCAGGUGUGCUUUGGUAUCCAGGUGGAAGUCUCACUACAUUAAAGUGGUUUCACUGGUUACGUGUGAUCUUAUUUCAUUAUAUACCUGCACUUUUCAUAGAUAUUUUAGUUCUUCUAACUGGAAACAAACCGUUUUUAAUAAAAGUGCAUAACAGAAUUAAUCUUGGUAUUAAACUGAUACAAUAUUAUACUACCAAACAAUGGAACUUUCCGAACGACCGUAUGAAAGAAUUACAGUCUGAAAUGAAUUCCUCCGACAAAGAAGAGUUCUUUAUGGAUACAACAGAAAUAGAUUGGGAUGAAUACAUGUCAAUCUAUAUAUUAGGCACCAGACAGUAUUGUUUGAAAGACGAUCUUUCUACUAUGCCUCGUGCACGAAAAGUUCUUAAUUAUUUGUAUUUCGCCGAUUGGUUCGUUAAAAUUGGCUUCGCGAUUUUCUUCGCGUGGUUUAUAUAUUUGUGGAUAUACUCGUUUGAAGAACGAACUGCGGCCGUCUUUGAGGUUAACGAGAUCUAAAUUUCCCGAGAUUUAAAUAUUCUAAAAUAAAUUCAAACCGACCACUCAAUAAGGCAAUAUUUGUUUAUUUUUAUUUCUUUUUGUUGAUGAAAUAAAAAACAUUUACAAAUAUUUCUAGGCUGAAAUAUUUAAUUAAGGUGUAGGCGAAAAUUUAGGCGAAAAUAAAUGUAUAUAGGGUAAAAAUAUGUUGGCUUUUUAUAACUUUUAAAAUUGUUUGAAAAUAUAAUAUUAAGACGAA